CAAAACCAAUUUCCAUGGCGACCGCUUUCGAGGAAAAUUUUAGUGCUGUGUCGUUGUCUUAGAAUGUAGUUUUUUUAGGUGUCGGAAGAACGAAAUCACUGGUGGAAAGUACAAAGGAGGAGUGAAGAUAAAAUGGCUGCAAAGAUCUUCGACAUCACCGCCCUGGUCAGAUUGUUCGAAGAGUGCGUCGGGAGAUGCGACCGUACUGGAAUGGUCGCGGCAAACAAUAUGAGCGAUGGUCGUGAAGAGAGGAUUGCGAGGUACAAAGAGGAGCGGAGGCGUCAGCUCGCCGCUCAGUUCGGGCCCCGCGACCACCAGCAGCAACAGCAACAGCAGCUGCAGCAACAACAGCAGCUGCAGCAGCUCCAGCAACAACAGCAGCUGCAGCAGCUCCCCUCGCCGAUCAGAAGCACGAGAGCUUCCCGGCUCAGGACUCAGGCCAACACUGAGUCCUUCAAGUCCCAUAAAGAUCUUUUACGAGACGAUGAUAUCAGCCCGAUACAUUUCAGAAGCAGACCUCAGAGCAGAAGACUCAACGAAGCGUGUGAGGCAACAAGGAGGAAAAUGGUGUCACCAAAUCUAGCUGGCGUAUGUUCGCCACGGCCGAAAAAGCCCACGACAACCCAACCACCAUCGAGCUCCCCAAUACCCCGAUCAGCCCAGCUUGUCAAAAGACAGAUUGCAUCCAGGAACGAUAGAGGUUUGACUCCGGACUCGGACCCAUCACCGAAUAAUGGCAAAGAACAGCCUUUACGCUUAGCAUCACUUAUUUUGAGCAAGUCGACCCCGACUUCGCCGGCAAAACACCCGUCGAUACUCAAGAAGUCUUCCUUGGACGAGUCUAUCUCAAAUCCCGUUUCAAUUCUCAAAAGGAAAACAUCUCACGAGGAACAAGCAGCACGAUGCAGUAGCCCAUUGAGAUUUUCACCGAAUGUGGUCGAGCGCAAGGGUAGAGGCAUUUUGAAGAAGCACAGGAGCCUGGAUGACCCGCAGGUCUCACGUAUUUCCCCCGAGCUUGUUUCAUUGCAAGAUGUCGAAGACCACCGUCCAAUUUUGAAAGGGCAGCAGAGGAGGUGUUCGCUCGACGAGGUUGUCAAAAGGACCGACUCGCCUGAACCCCAGGGCAUACUCAAGAGAAAAGCAUCUCGUGAAGAGGUUGAGAAUUGUGCUGCCGAGCCCCAGGGCAUACUCAAGAAGAAAUCGUCAAUAACUGACGAGCCAAUUCUUGAAUCGCUUGAUUCCCCUAGGCCGAUCCUGAAAAAGAAAAGCUCAUCCGAAGAGGAAGAGCAAAUCGCCCCUGUCAGGCCGAUAUUGAAAACUUGGAGGAAGUCACUUGGUGACUCAGAGCUCACACCUGAUUUCAAGCGAGGUGACGAAGUCAGGCCAAUUUUAAAACACCCAGACGUCGUCAUGAGGAACAAGAAAAUUUCCCAGGAAAAAGUUGUAUCCCUCGAUUUGAACCUAUUCCGCCGCUCCCUCCCCUGUGGGGAUGAAGGAAAAUGGCUCAGCGUCGCAGAAAGAGUCAAUGGACUCGAAAGCUUCAUGUCCUUCAUAAGAAGUGAAAGACCCUCAAGCGUUGAACUAUGUUGCAGAAUGGAUGAACCUGAGGAGAGCAGCGGAAAAGGUCUCGUGCGCAGCGGCAGCGUAUCCGAGCGGGCAACUAUCUUCAGCCAGCUCGAGCAACAGGAAAAAAUGGCGGCGGAAGCUGUCAGGACCAAACGCAACAUGAGAGGGCCUAGAAGUCGGGGGAAGAUCGAUGGAGGACGAUUCAGCACCCAGCCUGUGACAUUUGAUGAAGUUGAACAAGCGAAGAGGAACAAUGAUCCUGAUUGUGACGAGGACCCCUCGAGGCUCACAUUGGCAGAGAGGGUGGCGCUUUUCAGCAAGAGGGGAGAAGACGGCGGGGCGCAGAAGGCGGCGCAGCCACUGCCGCCUGCCAUGCCGAAACGGCUCAUCAGCCAUUCAAUGUCCGGUGUCCUAGUCGAAGGUUUGAUGAAAAACCUGGCCCACAAGGAUUCAGGCACGAAACGCCUAGACCUGCGCCCAUGCCAGGACGCGGACACCGAGGAGUCGGCCACCUCGUCUGACACCGACCUCGACGAGGACGAAGGCAAAGAAAACAGGGACGUGGUCCGGGGAAUCCUGAGAAAGAGGAAGGAGGACAUGUCCAGCGAAGAGGCGUCGUCGGGCGGCAAGGAAAUCCUGGAGAUGCUCAACAACAACCAGAAUUCCGGGCUGAAGAAGAGUAACAGCUCGGCUGGGUCUAUGCUGGGUGAAGUGACGGCUUUGCGGCGAUGCGCCACUCAGCCGAUCCCCCGGGACGAGGUGGACGACCUGCCAAAGACCACCAUCGCCGAAAGGUUGGCCGCUUUGAGAAAAAAUGGUGACAACAACUGGCUUAAACGCAUCACAAAGCCUGCCGCCGACGAGGAGAUCAUUUGCAAACCUCCUUCGGGCGGCGCGAACCGAGUCUCCGAGCUCAUGGGCCAGCUUGAUACGGCAUCGCAGGGAUGGAAGGCGAGGGUCGGACUGCAAGACGCAAUGCAGUUCACCGUCGCAGGGAAGAUGUCCGCUGACAUGCAACUGCCCCCUGCACCCAAGCUGGGCCCCGCCAAUAGAAAGCCAAGGCCGGUCGUUUUCACUAAAAAUGGGGUUUCAAAUUUAGCCUCGGCAUCGACCCCUUCUGUACCGGAGAGCCUAACAGCACUGAUGAAAAGGAGCAUUUCAAUGCCGGAAGACGGCGAAGAGGAGCCAGCUCCAUGCAUCCAGGUCCCAGAGCCAUACGAUAACAAUUUUUCCUCGUUCUUUGUCAAUGCAGAUCUCUCAUCGCUCACCUCCGGCUGCUCCUCAGACUUGGAUGUCGAUUUUGAGGAAAUCGCUCAAACAUCCCAUUUGCUCAUCCAGAGGAGGAACGUACGCGUACAGCGUAAGCACAAGUCUGCAAAUCCACUACGCGCUUUGGCAGCCAGGACUGACCUAAAGUCGGAGUACAUCGAGGUCAAGACUGGAGUAGCAGACAGAGAGAUCAGACGGAUGAACAUCGAGAAAUUGAGCAGGAAAAGCGGGAUGGCAGUUGAGGCCCUAGCGGGGCUGGCUAGCAAGGAGGACCUGUCAGCGAUUUCCCUACGCAAAUCCAUUGAACCGUCGCCUUCCGUAAAGCAGUGGUGCCACCCAAUACUCCUGAGGGUGAAGGGACGGCGCAGGCCUCUCACGAGCGUCGUCCGUCCUCAUUACACAACGAUAAACCAGGGAGACUCUUUCAUACUAGUCACUCAAAGCAAAGUCUUCCACUGGAUUGGCGAGUACUCAAAUGUCAUUGAAAAGUCAAGAGGCGGCGACAUCGCUCUGCAUAUUCAGACAAAGAAGGAUCUUGGGUGUAUAUACGCCUCUGCCGUUUCUAUACUGGAUGGAAGCAUUUUUACAGAAAAACACAGAGAGUUUUGGAAGCUUCUCUUCUUACCAGAUGAAAUGAUGGGCACAUACAAAGGUGAGAACGCAGGCCAUCCAGGUGAGGACGAGGUGUACGAGAAGGCCAUUGCCGAGACAUUCAUGGUUUACAGCUUGUCUGAGGAGCGCCUUCUCCCCGUUGAAACGUACUGGGGCUGUUGCCCAAAAAUCAGCGUCCUUGACCCGGCCAAGAUACUCGUCUUCGACUUUGGCAGCGAGGUGUACCUAUGGGCUGGUAAAAACGCCAGUAUGAAGCAACGCCAGCAGGGCAACCUGUUGGCGCAGCAGCUUUUCAAAACGGGCUAUCACAACAACACAUCCUGGCAAUCUACAAGUAUCACUUGGCUGGAUGACGAGAUGCAAUUAGAAUCGAGACCUGACUGGAGCAUCAUUACAAAAGUGACUCAGCACAUGGAGCCGAUAAUCUUUAAGGAGAAGUUCGUCGACUGGCCCGAUUUCACUCGUGUCAUCAAAACGAAAGAUGGCAAGGGUGAAGAUAAGCAUGUUGAUGGGAGCGUCAACGUCCAUCCGUGCGACUACAAAGCCAUGCUCGACUGGUCCAUUCCUUACCCGGACCUCAUCCUGGAAGGCUCACAUCUCGGACGUGGACGCCGCUACUAUGACGAGGAAAGGAGAUUAAAUUAUGAAGUUACCACAAAAGAAGUCACAGUCUGGCAGAUCCAUGGAACGUCAAAAAUGCCUUUGGAAAAAUCGAGCCUGGGAAAUUUCCUUGAGGGAGAAAGCUAUGUUAUCAAGUGGAAUUACAGCAUCUCAAGUUGUGCUCGUGAAUUGAGCGGGCUGCCAUCCCGGCAUGUAGACCUUGGCAGGGACAGAGUAGCACACAUUGUCUGGCACGGCAGGAAAGCGCCUGUCUUAGAACAAGGCACUGCUGCUCUGCUCACUAGCCUCGGCGUCAGCAGCGAUGAACACGAACACGGGCCCAUCCUCACCGUCGCCCAGGACACGGAGUCGCCCGCUUUCAUUUCCUUUUUUCCCGGGCCUGUCGUAUUUCACUCCCCACAACAUUCUCGCGAUGAUGAGAGACUGUACCUGAUUACCGGCGAAGCCGAUGAGGAAUGCAUGCUCGAGGAAGUGCCCCUUUCUGAGGACCACUUGAGGAGUAGAGCUAGUCUUUGGCUGUUAAACAUAACCACCGGGAAGAGUUACCUUUGGCACGGUGCCAAAUCACCAGAAGACAAGAGAAAAAUUGCCUUCAGAGCAGUUAGUUACCUCAGGAAAAACAAUCCAAAAGAGUUUGGAGUCAACGAUGCACUCAUUACCAUUAAAGAGAUCGAAGAAGGAGAAGAACCUUUAGAGUUCCUCGGAGGAUUAUGUCAGAUAAACAGGGAGAGUUAUUAUUCGCUCAUAGAUAUAAAAGCAGACUGUGAUUGGACGCCGAGGCUGUACCACCUUAGCUCGCUCCUCGGCAAUUUCACCGCAUGCCCCGUGAUCCCGCCAAGACACCACCCUGAAUUCGUCACGCCUUAUCCUUAUAGAAAGCGAGAUCUUUAUUCAACGAGCCAGCCUUCAAUUCUUCUGUUGGAUGUUGGGGAGGAGCUGUGGCUCUGGUGCGGUUGGUGGGAGGGCGAGCUGGACGCGAGAGGCACAGCUUGGGCACGUCAUCAAGCCGAGCGCAAAGCCGGCAUGACGACUGCGCUUCAGUACUGGAGCGGCCGGGGGAAAAACCCUUCUUCGGCGUUUAUCGUACAUGCCGGUCUCGAGCCGGCAAAAUUCAAAUCGUACUUUUCCAUAUGGGAAGACGACUACCCGGAAGCCAGGGAGUUCAACCUCGAGGAAGGACACAAAGACGGUGAGGCGAAAAGGGUGCAGGACGAGCUGGCCGAACUUGAGGUGAAAUGCUACCCGGUGAGCGAGCUUACAACACACCCUCUACCGGGUGGCGUCGACCCGACCAGGCUUGAAUGCUACCUCGACCCCAUCGACUUCAAGAAACUUCUCGGGGUUACGAAGGAGGAGUUCGACGAGCUUCCCGUCUGGAAAAGGACCAACCUUAAAAAGAUGGCCUGCCUUUUCUGAACUGAAGCCUUUCUCAAUUUCUCUUUACCAUCGGCUGUGAAUAUUUUUACUUUUUUGUAUUUAGAAGAACGAAGCGGAGUG
Molecule: messenger RNA, 5565 nt
Organism: Cimex lectularius (bed bug)
Lineage: Eukaryota; Metazoa; Arthropoda; Insecta; Hemiptera; Cimicidae
Product: supervillin-like
Exons: 29
Coding region: 133-5484 (1783 amino acids)
Biological process (GO): barbed-end actin filament capping; actin filament severing; actin polymerization or depolymerization
Cellular component (GO): cytoplasm; actin cytoskeleton
Molecular function (GO): phosphatidylinositol-4,5-bisphosphate binding; actin filament binding
Source: RefSeq, a predicted model, not a curated record